Fragaria vesca subsp. vesca is the source of this 2586-nucleotide messenger RNA. RefSeq lists its product as uncharacterized. The coding region runs from base 211 to 2154 and encodes 647 amino acids. The record is from RefSeq and is a predicted model, not a curated record. Gene Ontology annotation, biological process: gene silencing by siRNA-directed DNA methylation. The transcript is spliced from 8 exons. Lineage: Eukaryota; Viridiplantae; Streptophyta; Magnoliopsida; Rosales; Rosaceae.
CUCGAAUUGCAUACGCAUAUUGUCGUCUUCCUUUACUCUGCACAGUUUUACCAAACGCCCUAUAUAAACGGCCUUUGGGUUUCACUGACAUCCCAACCCAAUUCUCCACUGGUCCUUCUCUCCAAGUCACUCAGUGACUGUGACCCAGUCCUCUCUCUCCUCUGGAGCUCCGAUUCUCUCUCAGGUUACUGCUAUUUAAGUACGGUGGAAAUGGGGAGUUUGGAGAUGGAUCACAGCUCUGAAGAGGAUACAGAUAUGAGUGACUCAGAGUUGGAUGAGGAGGUAGAGCAAUAUCUUGGAGAGCUGAAAAAUGGGAAGCACAGGGUGAAAGGUGCGGACGGGGUAUUUAUGUGCCCCUUCUGUCAGAGGAAGAGGAAGCGGGAUUUUAAUUUAAAGGACCUGCUCCAACAUGCCUCUGGAGUGGGGAAGAGUAAUUCAGACAAGAGAAGCACAGACGAGAAGGCCAAGCACUUGGCUUUGUCAAAAUAUUUGGAAAAUGAUCUAAUAGCUGAAGGUGGUCCAUCAAAACCUGCGGCUGAGGAUGAACCCCCAGUCGAUUGUGACCAUGAUGAAAAGUUAGUGUGGCCUUGGAUAGGAGUGGUGGCUAAUAUCCCAACCACACGAGCAAAAGAUGGACGAUUCGUAGGAGAAAGUGGAUCCAAGCUGAGGGAUGAGUAUAUAAGGAGAGGGUACAAUCCCACUAGAGUUAUUCCUCUAUGGAAUUUUAGGGGUCACUCAGGAAACGCUGUUGUGGAAUUUAAGAAAGAUUGGCCUGGCUACGCCAAUGCCAUGGCUUUUGAGAGGGCUCAUGAGGCAGAUCGUCAUGGAAAAAAGGAUUGGUUUGCUGAUGGUGACCAUAAAUCUGGUCUUUAUGCUUGGGUGGCACGCUCUGAUGACUAUAAAGCCAACAAUAUUGUUGGAGAGCAUCUCCGUAAGAUUGGGGACCUCAAAUCUAUUUCUGAGAUUAUGGAGGAAGAUGCCAGGAAGCAGGAUAGUCUAGUAUCUAAUCUGACUAGUAUUAUUGAGGUCAAGAACAAAGAUUUGGAAGAGAUGGAGCUGAAAUGCAAUGAAACUACAAAUGCCAUUAAGAACGUAAUCACUGAGAAAGAUAAGCUCAUACAGACUUACAAUGAAGAUAUAAAGAAGAUUCAAGUAAGUGCACAGGAUCACUUUAAGAGGAUUUUUAAUGACCACCAAAAACUCAAGUUGCAGUUGGAAUCCCAAAAGAAAGAGCUUGAAUCGCGCAUAGAACAAAUGGAGAAGCGUGCUGUGGAUAACGAAAGUGAAAGUAGAAAGCUUGCUGAGGAGCUUGAAAAGAAUUCUGUGAAAAAUAGCUCUCUUCAAUUGGCUGCUGCAGAGCAAGUGAAAGCUAAUGAUAAAUUAUUGAAACUGGCAGAAGAUCAGAAGAGGGAAAAGGAGGAGCUCCAUAAGAAAAUAAUUAAGCUAGAGAAGGACCUGGAUACAAAACAAGCUCUUGAAUUACAAAUUGAGCAACUAAGAGGGAAUGUAAAUGUUGUAAGGAGCAUGGGAGAUGAUGGUGAUGCUGAAGUUCUGGAAAAGGUGGACAAAAUGCUGAAAGGUUUGAGUGAAAAGGAAAAUGAACUUGAAGAUUUAGAAGCUUUAAAUCAAACUCUAAUCGUAAAGGAGCGUAAGAGCAAUGACGAACUGCAGGAGGCUCGUAAGGAACUGAUAAAUGGGUUGAAAGAGAUAGAUAUGUCCAGUAAAGCUCAACUUGGUAUCAAAAGAAUGGGAGAGCUCGACAGUAAACCGUUCCAAGAAGCAAUGAGGAGAAAGUAUAAGUAUAAUGUGGAAGAAGCAGAAGAUAAAGCCACAGAGCUUUGCUGUUUGUGGGAGGAAUACCUUAAGCAACCAGAAUGGCAUCCUUUUAAGGUUGUUGAAGGCAUAGGAAAAGCCAAGGAAAUUAUCGAUGAAGAUGAUGAGAGGUUGAAACGUUUGAAGAAUGAAUUGGGUGAUGAUGCAUAUAACGCUGUAACAUCAGCUUUAAUGGAGAUAAAUCAAUACAACCCCAGUGGGAGUUAUAUAACUUCAGAAUUGUGGCACUAUGGUCUCGGACGAAAGGCUACACUGAAGGAGGGAGCUGCCUUUAUUCUGAAGAUAUUGAAACAAAAGAAACCGCGAUUGGAUAUGGACUAAAGGGGCUGAAUAAGGCGAGCUAGAUAAAUUCUUCCGACUCAGAUGACUGAGUUAACUCUUCCAGCCUAUGUCCUGUCCUAGGGUCUCCCCGCAUCAAUCUUGAUCUCCAGCAGAGUGUUAUUUCCUUUGAAAUAAGAAGUAUUCAUUUGUUUAGUGGAUGAACUUAUCUUUAUUCUCUAGUUUUAAUAAAACCUUAUUUGGGACAGUGCUGAAUCCAUAUGGGCGUCACAGUGGUUCCUAAGUCCCAGCCUCCUCUUAGCCUCCAUGGAAACCAUUCAUUUUCACAAGUAUAAAAGUUUGGUUUCUGAGGAAUUCCCAUUUCCAUUUCGGUUGUAUCAGUAUGCGUGCUAAUGAAUAAUCGCUUUGUAAGAUCUCUCAAAUCCUCCAUCUGUUACUACAUGUCAUGAAUAUAUCAGAAUCUGGAAUAUCUGC